This is a messenger RNA of Ruditapes philippinarum (Manila clam), 979 nucleotides long. Its product is annotated as interferon-induced protein 44-like. NCBI's taxonomy places the organism in Eukaryota, Metazoa, Mollusca, Bivalvia, Venerida, Veneridae. Bases 1 to 900 code for a protein of 299 amino acids. The record is from RefSeq and is a predicted model, not a curated record. The transcript is spliced from 7 exons.
AUGUAUCUCACUGCCGAUUCCCCAUUGUCCAUCAAACCAUUGUCAACAUCCCAUCCUAAACCCUGGAGAAAGUUAGAUGACGAAGGAAGCUGGACUAAAGAGUACCGUGAAAAGCUUUUAGAAGAAAUAAAUGGGCUUAAAUUCGAAGAUGAAGGCAUUGGCACCAUUCGAAUUUUGCUGUUGGGUCAAAUCAAAGCUGGGAAAUCAUCGUUUGUAAACACAUUGGCUUCUAUAGACAAAAACCGAAUUGCGGAAAUAACACGAGCUGGAGGAGCUGACAAAAGCCUGACUUUUGCGCUGAAGGAGUAUACACCGACUGGAGCUUUAAAGAAAAACAUUUGCAUAUUGGAUACGAUGGGAUACGAGGAAGCCCAGUUCGGCUUGAAUGUAAAGGAUAUUAUUUAUCUUGUAAAGGGAAAUAUCUGCCCUGGCUACAAGUUUAAUCCUGCAUCUCCGAUCGAACAAGACAGUGCUUAUUAUAGACCAAACCCCCAGAAAAGCGAUAGGAUUCACUGCAUUGUGUUUGUAGCGGACGCUAAUAUUUUUGGGCAGGACAACGUAACAGCCGGAGCAAUGCAGAAACAGAAAGAACUAGAUGAAGCAUUACGCGAAGAUGUUGCAAGAUGUGUAUUGUUGACCAAAAUUGAUGUUCUGUGUCAAUCAGUUGAAACCGAUGUUACAAAUACAUAUAGGAGUGAAAAGGUUAAGCAGGCGGUUCAAAGAGCCGCAGAGUUCUUUUGUGUUCAGGAACGGAAUAUUUUACCUAUUAAGAAUUAUGAAAAAGAAACAGCAACGGACACCAAAAUUGAAAUUCUUAUACUCUUAGCUUUGAGACAAAUGAUGCGCUUUGCAAAAGAUUUCUAUGAUGGAUCUGCAUCAGGUCAAACUCCAGAAACAUAGAAAUUAAACAAAAACAUCGAUGAUCUUUAAAAUUGUCCCAAUGGAACAGACAUUUUCGAAUUACCAGUAUGAAUUGUUC